This is a messenger RNA of Haliotis rubra (blacklip abalone), 1073 nucleotides long. RefSeq names its product lys-63-specific deubiquitinase BRCC36-like. Lineage: Eukaryota; Metazoa; Mollusca; Gastropoda; Lepetellida; Haliotidae. Gene Ontology annotation, molecular function: polyubiquitin modification-dependent protein binding; metallopeptidase activity; cysteine-type deubiquitinase activity. Gene Ontology annotation, cellular component: BRISC complex; BRCA1-A complex. The coding region runs from base 122 to 919 and encodes 265 amino acids. Gene Ontology annotation, biological process: double-strand break repair. The record is from RefSeq and is a predicted model, not a curated record. The transcript is spliced from 7 exons.
CGUGACUUCCGUAUGUGUAUUUCCGGUGGUGUCUGAUCUGAUCUGGUCGUUAUUGUUAGUGUAAUGUUUGGAGUUACAUUUGUCCACAUCUGGUGUUUGGAUCGUUAACAUAAAUACAGUCAUGGCGGUGUCGUGUGUACAUCUUGAGGCUGACGCGUAUCUUGUGUGCUUGACGCAUGCCUUGUCAACCGAGAGGGAGGAAGUAAUGGGCCUGCUAAUCGGAGAGGUCGACGAGAGGAAAGUGUCCCACGUCUCUGCGGUCAUCAUGUUAAGGCGAUCGGACAAGCAGGCUGAUAGAGUGGAAAUAUCUCCAGAACAGCUGUCUGACGCUUCAACCAAAGCUGAGGACUUGGCCAAAGAGCUGCAGCGCCCAAUGAGAGUGUUGGGCUGGUAUCACUCCCACCCCCACAUCACAGUGUGGCCCUCCCAUGUUGAUGUGCGGACACAAGCAUCAUACCAGCUGAUGGACCCUGGAUUCAUCGGCCUCAUCUUCUCCGUGUUUAAUGAAGACAAAAAUACAAAGCAAAAUCGAGUUCAGGUGACCAGCUUCCAGAGUGUGAGUCGAGGAGGAGACUACGGCCCUCUGGACUAUGACAGGAUUGAGAUCCCACUCCAUGUCGUGCCAAGUACCGGCAUUGGUCGAGCUUGUCUGGAAUCCCUGGUCAAUUUACCCAAGAUCCUCAGUCUUGAAGAACAGGAAGCCUACCAGAAUACAGAACAACAUGACCUUGAUCUUCUCACCAAAAUACAUAAUGCAGCUGUGUACACCAAGUCCGAGUGCCACAUCAUGGACGUGAUGGGAGGGCCGUUGCUGCAGAGCCUGGAGAACAGGCUGGAAAUGAACAAGGUCAGGAUGGAGCAACUCAAGCAUCGGAAAGAAGAGAUAAAAAAGCGGAUGAAAGCCCUCUCCACAACAUGAUGACCUUGACCCUUGAUGUAGGACAUGUCAAGGAAAUACGAUCCAACAGCACAAAACGUCCUUGUGUAGUCAAUACUCCAUCAGUCUUUGCCAGUACAAUGUGUUCCUCCGUUACCAUGAAUAUAUACAGCUCAUAUGCAGUGAAGUCAUGACA